Molecule: messenger RNA, 6410 nt
Organism: Pan troglodytes (chimpanzee)
Lineage: Eukaryota; Metazoa; Chordata; Mammalia; Primates; Hominidae
Product: putative UPF0607 protein ENSP00000332738
Exons: 1
Coding region: 93-1343 (416 amino acids)
Source: RefSeq, a predicted model, not a curated record
CCAGUGUGCACCCGGCCACAGAGAAGUGGGUGACUUAGGAGUAUCCUCUCCGCUUCUGACCCUUAGUUUCGUCUGUGCACAACUCGCUCAAAAUGGGCAACUCACUAAGCGUAUUUUGUUCCUGGUUCCGCCGCAGGUCCUGGCCACGCCAUCGGCAACCUACUCGUCUUGUCCGUGAGGCCUUCCCAGCUGGCAGGGCUCACCCCGCAGCUCCGGCACCUGUGCCUGCCUGGGGCAUCUGGGGCCGUUCCCCACUCCUCAUCAACCGUCAGCGAUAUCUUGGGCCUUCUUUUCCAGUCAGGUGGGACGGCGCCCCUAUGAGGCUGUGUCUUAUCCCUCGGAACACGGGCACCCCACAGAGGGUCCUGCCUCCUGUGGUCUGGAGCGCCCCCUCAAGGAAGAAACCCGUGCUAUCUGCUCGUAACUCCAUGAUGUUUGGACACCUCAGCCCCGUGAGGAUCCCUCGUCUCAGAGGCAAGUUUAACCUUCAACUUCCUUCAUUAGAUGAGCAGGUGAUCCCAGCCAGGCUCCCGAAGAUGGAGGUGAGGGCAGAAGAGCCCAAAGAAGCAGCGGAGGUGAAAGACCAGGUAGAGACCCAGAGGCAGGAGGACAAUAAAACGGGCCCCUGUAGCAAUGGGGAAGCAGCCUCCACCUCUAGGCCCCUGGAGACUCAGGGAAACCUCACUUCCUCCUGGUACAAUCCCAGGCCCUUGGAGGGAAAUGUCCACCUCAAGAGCUUGACAGAAAAGAACCAGACUGACAAGGCCCAGGUGCAUGCAGUGAGUUUCUACUCCAAGGGCCAUGGAGUCACCAGUUCACACAGCCCUGCUGGAGGCAUCCUUCCCUUUGGGAAGCCUGACCCACUUUCAACAGUGCUCCCUGCCCCUGUUCCGGGCUGCUCCCUGUGGCCAGAGAAGGCAGCCUUGAAGGUGCUGGGUAAAGACCACCUGCCCAGCUCUCCAGGCUUGCUGAUGGUGGGGGAGGACAUGCAGCCCAAGGAUCCUGCAGCUCUUGGAUCAAGUAGGUCUUCACCACCCAGAGCUGCCGGCCACAGGCCCCGCAAAAGAAAACUGUCGGGGCCACCGCUGCAGCUGCAACCGACCCCUCCCCUGCAACUGAGGUGGGAUAGAGACGAGGGGCCCCCACCAGCUAAGCUUCCAUGUCUAUCUCCUGAGGCACUGUUGGUGGGUAAGGCUUCCCAAAGAGAAGGACGCCUCCAGCAGGGCAACAUGCAUAAGAACGUGAGAGUGUUAAGUAGAACAUCAAAAUUCAGGAGACUAAGAGAGCUGCUUAGGAGGAGAAAGAAGAGAUGGCAGGGCAGGCGUGGUGGCUCACGCCUGUAAUCCAGCACUUUGGGAGGCCCAGGCGGGGGGAUCAGGAGGUCAAGAGAUUAAGACCUGAGGAGCAUCUCUGCCUGCACCAUCUGGGAAGUGAAGAGCACCUCUGCCCAGCUGCCCCACCGUCUGGGCAGUGAAGAGCGCCUCUGCCCGGGCCCUGCCCCGUCUGGGCAGUGAGGAGUGCCUCUGCCUGGCCCCCUUACACUCUGGGAAGUGAGGAGCUCUUCUGCCUGGCCAGUGCCCUGUCUGGGAAGUGAGAAGCGCCUCUGCCCAGCUGCCCACCAUCUAGGAAUUGAUGAGGAGCACCGCCUCUGCCCAGCCUCCACCCCAUCUGGGAAGUGACAAGCACCUCUGCCCAGCCGCCUCACAGUAUGGGAAGUGAGGAGCGCCUCUGCCCAGCCGCCGCCCUGUUUGGAAAGUAAGGAGCGCCUCUGCCUCGCCGCCGUCCUCUCUGCAAAGUGAGGAGUGCCUCUGCCCGGCCUCCUCACCGUCUGGGAAAUGAGGAGCGCCUCUGCCUGGCCACCGUCCCAUCUGGGAAGUGAGGAGUGCUUCUGCCCAGCCGCCACCCUGUCUGGAAAGUGAGGAGCACCUCUGCCCGGCCCCCUCACCGUUUGUAAGGGAGGAGCACCUCUGCCCAGCCCCUGCACCGUCUGGGAAGUGAGGAGCGUCUCUGCCCGCUGCUGUGCAACCUUCCAAGUGUGAAGUGACGGCCUUGUGUGUGAUCUUUCUGCCCUCCCCAAGUUUGCAUUUUCGACAUUAAAGUUUACUUUUUAGUUAAAAAAAGGAGAUUGAGAUCAUUCUGGCCAACAUGGUGAAACUCCGUCUCUACUGAAAAUACAAAAAUUAGGCGGGCAUGGUGGCUUGUGCCUGUAGUCCCAGCUACUUGGGAGGCUGAGGCAGGAGAAUGGCUUGAACCCGGGAGGUGGAGGUUGCAGUGAGCCGAGAUCGCACCACUGCACUCCAGCCUGGUGACAGAGCAAGACUCCAUCCUGAAAUGAUGUUGUAGUUGAGAGCACGAUGGUCUUUUGGGACAGGAGGAACAAGAGGUUCUGGUUGCCACUCUUCAAUCAGUUCUUCUUUUUCCUUGACUGUAAGAUCAGAUCGUUCUUGUAAUUUGUAAGUCUUAGAGAAAAGAAGUCUGAUUAUCCAGAGUAUCAGAAUCCCUUCCAAAAUAAGAUGGUAAACAGGAGCCUCGUAAAGCGCCUGUACCAUCUCCACCAGAACCCACUGCUCCAUGGCGGUCGCCAUAGUUAGCCGCUUCCUUCCGGACACUGUCUCAUUUCUAUCUCACUGUUCAGCAUAGCUGCUGUCCAGGCAAAUGUUUCUCAAAAUUUGAGUCACCUACAGACCCAAGCAAAGGGAAGAAAAAAGAAAAAGACAAAAGAAAAAUCUAUGCAUUUUAGUUUGUGAGAUGCUGGUGUAAGGACUGUAAGACCCAUUCGAGGACAAUGUCUUGUAAAUUUUUAAUUAUCUCAGCAAAAAAAAUUAGAAGUUUUGUGUUUUGGAAUGGCAAAAUAACAGAUUAAUAUCACAAUGGAGUUCAAAUUUUAAAAUUCUCAUAAAACAUAUCAACCUCCAAGAAUAUACCUACAGAUAUAUCUGUCUUUGGAUCUCAAUGUGAGAAACAUUAAACCAGGAUAAAUAGAAAUGUGGGGCCAAGAUCAAGAGGAGGCCACAGUAACCUCUGGGUGUUAAGUAGAAAGGACAAAUGGCCAAUGAGAAAAGGAUGGAGAUAGCACACAACUGGGAAGAUCUACAAUUGUAAUCUCAUGCCUGUCUCUUGACAUGCUUGUAUUUUUAUGUUACAAACCAUCUUUCAACUUUCUUUUAUUCUCAUUCAAAUGUUUUCAGAGUUUAUUCAGCACUUAUUUCAGUGAAAACAUGUAUUUAAUCUGGCAUUCACUUAUUCAAUUAAUUUUUAUUGAGGGCCAACUGUGUGCCUGGCUAGGAGUAGAGGGUACAACCAUGAAGAAGACAAAAAAUCAAAACAGACACAGGGUUUUCUUUUAUGGAUCCAGUGGGAGAGAAACAUAUCGGAAAGACAAUAAAACAAAAAAAAAUGUUUUCUUAAAGAGCAUAUUUAAUUGGUAUUAAAAGAAACAUUAAAGGAACAAUGGGAAUAUGAGAUGCAGGAAACCUAGCCUUGAUUCAGGUUUCCUUGAGUCAGGGAAUGCUUUCUUGAGGAUGCGACAUUUAUGCAUACACUUGAGGGGGUAAAUAAGACAGUUGUAAGAUUAGAAAAGAAGGGAAGCUUCCCAAGACAUAAAAUGUUCUAUUAUAAAGACACAUGCAUGGGUAUGUUCACUGCAGCACUAUUCACGAUAGCCAAAACAUAGAAUCAACGUAAAUGCCCAACAAUAAUAGACUGGAUAAAUAAAAGGUGGCACAUAUACACCAUGGAAUACUAUGCAGCCAUAAAAAAGGAUGAGAUCAUGUCCUUUGCAGGAACAUGGAUGAAGCUGGAGGCCAUUAUCCUUAGUAAAGUAACAGAAACAAAAAAACCAAUACCACAUGUUCUCAUUUUUAAGUGGAAGCUAAAUGAUAAGAACACAUGAACGCACAGAGAGGAACACACACUAGGGCCUAUCAGAGGGUGGAAGAGGGAAAAGAUCAGGAAAAAUCACUAGUGGGUACUAGGCUUAAUGCCUGGGUGAUGAAAUAAUCUGUACACCAAACCCCCAUGACGCAAGUUUACCUAUAUAACAAACCUGCACAUGUACCCCUGAACUUAAAAAUUUUUUUUAAAAUAAAUGUCAAGAAAGCCAACUGGAUCAGAAUGUGAUGAGCAGAAACAGAAGCACAGGCAAAUUUAAAAGAAGACAGAGGCAAGAGACAGGGUCCUAUGGGUCCCAAUACAGAGUUUUCAAAUUAUCCUAACUGCAAUGGGGAAGUGGAUUAAGUCUUUUAACUGGUGAAGACCAGAUCAAACUUGGGUUCCAGGAAGGUCCAUUGGCUUCUAUGUAGGGUGUUGACAUUCAAGGACAUCUACCAAGUGGCGACAAAGUUCCCUCUUAGACUACCUCCCAUGUACAUAACCUUUCCCUGGUUGACUACCACUAACUAAACAUCCCCAAACCUCCUGCCUCUGUGCCUUUGCACAUACUUAUUCCCUGCCUAUAAUGCCUCUUUCCCAUUCUCUCCUAUUCAUAGUCCAGUCAUGAUUUAGGACCUGUCUCCAGCAUGCUUUUCUUCAUAAAUUCCUUCCAUUUGGGUUGACUUUCGCUCUUCUUUUGAUUCUCUCUCCUCUUAUUUUAUGGCACUUUUAUAUUCUGUUAUGUUUUAUAAUUAUUAUGUACUUAUCUCAUUAUACAGCUUUUUGAAUAGGACGCAAUGGCAUUUGUGCAUCCUCUAGAGCAUCUUAGAUGUAUAUUUAUACAUAAACUCAGAUUCACUCAAUGUAAAAGAACUUGUUUUUGUCUUUUAUGAAGUUUGUUUUACCCUAAUUCCUGGUUUUCUGAAGCCUUGUGCCUUUUUAUUUUUAUUUUUCCCGAGAUGGAGUUUCACUCUUGUUGCCCAGGCUGGAGUUCAACAGUGUGAUCUCGGCUCACUGCAACCUCUGCCUCCCAGGUUCAAGUGAUUCUCCUGCCUCAGCCUCCAGAGUAGCUAGGAUUACAGGUGCCCACCACCAUGUCCGGCUAAUUUUUUUGUAUUUUUAGUAGAGACAGAGUUUCACCAUGGCUGGUCUCGAACUUCUGACCUCAGGUGAUCCACCCGCCUCAGACUCCCAAAGUGCUGGGAUUACAGGGGUGAGCCCCAGGCCAGCCUCGUGCUUUUAAGUUACUUUGAAACUGUCAUCUUCCCCUUGUUGUAAUCCCAAAUGUCUUCUUCAAUCAACUUUAAUGACUUCAUUUCAAAAUACUUUGGGUUUUUGUUAUCAUUAUUGUUCAUUUGCCUAAUAGGCCUUCUCUCAGUUUCCUCAGCUAUCCUGUGUAUGUGCCGAACUAAUGUCAUUUCUGACAUUCUUUGCUAGAGACCCUAACUCUGUCCUCCUGACUUCCAUCCCUCUAAGAUGUCUCUUGUCCACUGGAGCAGCUCCUCUGUGGAGGUGGUAUCCUCCUUCACCACUUGUCACCACCCAUAUCCUGUCUUACCGUGUGCGUGAGUCUCCCACUCCUAUUUCACUUACACUCCCUUUGAGCUUUCCAAUUAAUCAGACAUCAUUUUUGCCAAGGCUACUCUUUAUCUUCUUGCUUUUUCUUCUGCAUCUCCCUUCUAAUUUUUCACCCUAUUCCCCUUUUCUCUCAAUCAUUUGCUUCACUAUUAAAUGUCGCUAAUGUUCCAAUUUUUAAAACUUAGGGAAAUUUACCACUUUAUCACUAAAAACAACAACAAAAAAAUGCUUCUUGACAUAGCUUGGUAGAAUUAGGGUUAAUGUACACAGAAAUCUUUCCAUUUAGCCUCUGAGUUCCUUCAACUCUGAGGCUUUAACUGCUUAGCCCAAUGGGGAUGAUGCCAUAUGAUCCUUUACAUCUGAUCUAUGAAAAAGGCCAAAUGUCUUUCUGAAGUCACGCCAUGAUUUCCGGUAGUUGUCACUGCCCAGUUCAGAGAGUUUGGUUUGGAACUCAUAACUGCUACCGCAAUCAUACAAAGAUGGAGAAAAAGUACUCUCUCCAAUGGCUUCCCUUUACUGAAUUAUGAAAACUGAAUGUUUAUCCUGGCUUCAAUGGCAAAAGGGAGAACCAUCAGAAUCUUGCAAUACUUGAGAGAGUUAGAAAUGCAUCACAAAAUAAAAUUUGACAUUUCACUUCUGGAAAAAUGAAAUAGAUAUAUUUUCCUUAUUUAUCCCACUAGGUACAACUAAAACUUUAGACAUGAUAUAUAUAAAACUAACAUUUUUGAAAAACCCUCAAAGUUGGAGAAAAGAAAGCCUGACUGGCUAUAGAACUUGGGACCGAAGGAACAACAACAACAACAAAUCUGUAAAAGUAUCAAACUUCUAGCAAGACUGAAAACAAAACAUAAAUUACAAAAAUUGGGGGUGAAACAGGAGCUAUCACUAUAGACACAAGAGACUACAAAGGAAUAGUAAACAUACCAAUAACUCUCUCUAUAUAAAUUUGAUAUCUUAGAUGA